AUGUCAAACAUGGCGGCCGACAUGUUUGGAAUCCAGCCCGCAGAGCCGGAGCCUACAGCUGCCAGGACACUGAGUUCAUUGAUGAUGUUGGACGUGCCAGGCCAACCCAAUGUAUGGCUAACCAGCGACAUGGCAGCGGUGACGGUACAGAACUUGGGCUCGAGCGCGCAGGGCAUGGAUUGGACUGCCAUAGCCGGCCAUGUGGGCAUGCCCCACAUGGCGGCACGGUUCGCCCAAGUGGCCAGAAAGACCGUUUGGCGACGUCAUGUCGCCACUCGGCGCCUGGGCCAACAGCUUUGCGCUACUUUAUGCGGAAGCGGUGGUUGCUGCACACCGCCCCUGGGCGGGCAUCUGGCCCUGGCCGUAGUGAACCUCAUCGCACUGGACUUGGACAGCAGUGUGAACACCCACGGGCAGCAGUGA
Messenger RNA from Symbiodinium sp. CCMP2592, 423 nucleotides. NCBI's taxonomy places the organism in Eukaryota, Dinophyceae, Suessiales, Symbiodiniaceae. The record is from the annotation of a GenBank genome assembly.